AUGGAAGAAAGAGAAUUUAGUCAAGAAAUCAUAGACAAAUUUCCUUCUGAAGAGAUUGAUAGGAUUACCGCUCUCAUGAAGGAACAACUUGAGAUCAGAGAUAGGAAAUAUCACUUUAAAAAGUAUAGCAGCUGUUUCCUUGGAAGAGAUAUGGUAAAUUGGCUGCUAGAAAAUGGCUAUGCAGCCAACGUAGAAGAGGCUUUAGAUGUUGGAAAUUACCUUAUGAGCAAGGAUGUCUUUCACCAUGUGUGAAGAGAUCAUCCUCUUAAAAAUCAAAAGCUCUAUUACAUCUUUGAAAGUGAUGAAAAGGAUAGAGGACAUCUCCCAGAGAGUGAAAAGCCAGCAUCUUGGCAGGACGUUCUUCAAGAACAAGAUGGUAAACUUUUAUCAGGUGAAGAGGUCAAUGAUGUCCUCGCUUCUCUAAGUGAUUGGCCUGACAAGAACCCUGAAAUGAGUGAACUCCUUGUAGAUAAUCAUAACAGAGAGCUCCUGGACAAUUGACGUCCUCUAAAUUGGCAGGAUCCUGAGGCCACUCAAAAGUACGACUUGAUCGCUAUUGGAGGAGGAGCUGGAGGCUUAGUCUCCUCGAUUGGAGCUGCUAUCUCUGGAGGUAGAGCUGCUCUCAUUGAAAGGAACAUCAUGGGAGGAGACUGUCUCAACACAGGCUGUGUUCCUUCUAAAGCAUUCAUUAAAGCAGCAAAGGUUGCCCAAACUGUUAGGAACUCAGAAAAGUACGGAAUCAUGUUUGAAGGAGAAUUGAAAGUUGACUUUGGAAAAGUUAUGGAAAGAAUGAGAAAAGUCAGAGCAGAAAUCUCAGAACAUGACAGUGUCUACAAGUUCAUCAAGAAAUAUGGAAUAGAUAUGUAUCUUGGCGAUGCUAAAUUUAUCAAUAAGAACGAGAUCGAAGUUAAUGGGCAGACACUGCAAAUUGCUAAGUGCAGUAUUGCUACUGGAGGCCACCCAUAUGUCCCUGAGAUUGCAGGUCUUUCAGAUUUUCCUUAUCUAACGAGUGAGAAUGUAUUCAAUAUCACAGAGCAACCAAGACACUUGGUUAUCAUUGGUGUAGGACCUAUUGGUUGUGAACUUGGACAAUCAUUUGCUAGAUUUGGAACCAAAGUCACGAUGAUCUCUAGAGGAAAUCAAUUUUUGCCUAAAGAGGAUCCAGAUGCAGCUUCAUAUCUUCACCAAAGUUUAAAAGAUGAUGGUGUCACAAUACUUUUCAAUGCUGAACCUACCAAAGUAGAUGUCUUAAAUUCUACAGGCAAGGUCUGGACUCCUGAAGCAAGAUUCGAAAUGGAAGUACUUGUGAACGGUAUCCCAGAAACAAUUCAAGGAGAUUCUAUCCUCAUCGCUGCUGGAAGAAGACCGAACGUUCAUGGAUUAGGCUUAGAAGAAGCUGGAGUAGAUUAUGAUGAGAUUAAAGGAAUUCAUGUCAAUGACUAUUGCAAAACAACCAAUAAGAAUGUGUACGCAGUGGGAGAUGUCUGUAGUCCUUACCAAUUCACUCAUAACUCAGAUCAUAUGGCUAGGAAUGUAGUGAGAAAUGCUCUGUUUUUUGGUAAAGAGAAAACUUCCAAUCUGAUAAUGUCUUGGUGUACUUACACAGAUCCAGAAAUAGCCCAUGUAGGAAAAUAUCCACAUGAAAUGGAAGAGAAAGGCAUCAAAUACGAUACAUACAAAUAUGAUAUAGCACACAAUGAUAGAGCUAUCUGAGAUGGAGAAAUAGGUAUAAUUAAGAUCCAUUGUAAGAAAGAUACAGACACAAUCUUGGGAGCCACUAUUGUUGGAGGACCUGCUGGAGAUAUGAUCUGUCAAGUAUCUCAAGCAAUGUUUAAUAAGGUCGGUCUUUCCACUAUGGGGACUGUUGUUCACCCAUAUCCAACCUAUGCUGAAGCUUUUAAAGCUCUGACUGGACAAUACAAUCUUAAGAAGCUUACACCAAAGUCUAAAACAGCCUUAAGGACCAUUCUUAAUGUCAAAAGAUAA
Messenger RNA from Moneuplotes crassus, 1986 nucleotides. NCBI's taxonomy places the organism in Eukaryota, Ciliophora, Spirotrichea, Euplotida, Euplotidae. The record is from the annotation of a GenBank genome assembly.